AUGGAAAAUAUGAUGCGAAAUGACAGCACAUCGGUUAUCUCUUCACUCCAGAUGGACUAUGCAGACUCCGAUGAGGAAGACACUGAAAGAAAAAGUACCUCUAAGGACAGUUUGGUCAUUGAAAGAACUUCUGUCACAACGGAAUAUGUCAUUGCAGUUUCUGAAACUGAAAUACCCGUAGAAAUAACGGAUAUAAAUGAAAAUGGUUCUGAUAAAGAUGAAUCAUCUGAGAAGGUUCAGUCGCAGACAAAUGAAAUGGAUAAUGCAGAGAAAGAGAAUGACCUGGAAGAGGAAGCAGAAGUCAAGGCUGAUGAAUUAAUUUCUGAUGAUGAUAUGGAGCAUCCACACCAUCGCCGUAGCCACCCUCAGCCGGACAAGGAUGCCUUGAGAAUACAGGCCGUGUUGGAAUCUGUCAAGACCGAAUUUCCAUUUAGGCAAGGAUUGACGAACCCAGGACGGAAAGCUGCCCGUUUGGUGUCCUACGGCCCUGAUGAAGAUCUCGAUGACGAUGAAUCAUCAGACUCGUCUGACGAGAAAGACUAUUCAGAGGAUGGUACUACGGCUAGUCCAGAGAUCAAUAAUGUGGAUACAGCCAUACUAACUCGCAGUGUUCAAAAUAUGGCCAGCGAUGACAUUAAGAUACCUCCAGAACCUACCGGCAAAUGUUCUUUUCAGUUACAGAAAAGGAUCGAAGAUAUGUACGAUCGCAUGAGAAGAGAGGGCCUGGAUUUGAACCGAACUAUUCAGAACAAGAAAAAUUUUAGAAAUCCAAGUAUAUAUGAGAAGUUGAUUGACUACUGUCAUAUUGAUGAAAAAGGGACAAACUUUCCUCCAGAAAUCUAUGACCCUCAUAUAUGGGGGAAGGAAUCUCUCUAUGAUGAACUAGAUAAAGCACAACGCAAGGAUAUGGAGAGACGAGAAAAGGACAAGAAAAAGGCACCUAUUGAGUUUAUGAUGGGAACAAAAAAGCAGGCAACAUCUACAGACAGUUUGGCCGGCCAACCUGAUGAAAAGAAACGAAAGACUAAAUGGGACACCCAGCCGACAGCCCUAAUUCAUGUUUCUAAGAUGUCUUCAGCCAAUCAGAAUCCAGGGAUUGUGAACCUCACGGCCGUAGCAACAGUGUGCUGUGACCAGUAG
This is a messenger RNA of Candidula unifasciata, 1140 nucleotides long. The record is from the annotation of a GenBank genome assembly. NCBI's taxonomy places the organism in Eukaryota, Metazoa, Mollusca, Gastropoda, Stylommatophora, Geomitridae.